This is a messenger RNA of Exophiala aquamarina CBS 119918, 762 nucleotides long. RefSeq lists its product as uncharacterized. Gene Ontology annotation, biological process: fatty acid elongation. NCBI's taxonomy places the organism in Eukaryota, Fungi, Ascomycota, Eurotiomycetes, Chaetothyriales, Herpotrichiellaceae. The record is from RefSeq and is a predicted model, not a curated record. Bases 1 to 762 code for a protein of 253 amino acids. Gene Ontology annotation, molecular function: oxidoreductase activity, acting on the CH-OH group of donors, NAD or NADP as acceptor. The transcript has 2 exons.
AUGGCCAACUUCGAACAGAGCAACAUCGUUGUAACUGGGUCCGCCUCUGGUAUUGGCCUUGCGAUCACUUUGACGCUCGCAGAGCGAGGCGCAACAGUGUGGACAGUGGAUCUUUCAAAAGAUCCGCCGGACGCGCUCAAAUCAUGGAUCGAGAAAGGCCGAGUUCACUUUCAAGGCAAUAUCGAUGUUGGAGACAGAAAAUCUUGUAGAGCCUACAUGGAGAGUGUCGUUUCUACUGCCGGCCGUAUUGACGGCUUGGUAAAUAAUGCUGGAAUUGGCCUAUACGAGGGGCCUAUUGCAUCAGACGAGGUGUACGAUCGAAUGAUCAGUGUCAACAUUGGCGGUACCUGGAAUUAUGGUACAGCAGCACUCCGUGUGAUGCAGAAGCAGGAGCCAAAAGGGCCAUGGAAUUCGAGAGGCAAUAUCGUCAACAUCGCUAGUGGUGCUGGGUUGAGAGGUGUGAGUCAGCUCGCCUGUUAUUGUGCUACCAAGCAUGCCGUCAUCGGUCUGGCGCGCUCAUGGCAGGAGGACUUCGGACAAUACGGGAUACGCAUUAAUGCAGUAGCUCCAGGAGCCACACAGACAGAAGCUUUUGUCAAACGAGCAGAAGAAGAGAAAGGCUUCCUUGGCACGUUGCCGAGCAACCCUCUGGGGAGAUUCGCAAAGCCUGCAGAAAUUGCGGCUGCCGUUGCAUUUUGUCUGUCUGAUGAAGCCAGUUAUGUUGCAGGGGAAGUAUUACAAGUCACAGGGGGCCACUGCUGA